Seriola dumerili (greater amberjack) is the source of this 1990-nucleotide messenger RNA. It is a transcript of the gene pfkfb1, whose product is annotated as 6-phosphofructo-2-kinase/fructose-2,6-bisphosphatase-like. Gene Ontology annotation, cellular component: 6-phosphofructo-2-kinase/fructose-2,6-biphosphatase complex; cytosol. Gene Ontology annotation, biological process: fructose 2,6-bisphosphate metabolic process; fructose metabolic process. The coding region runs from base 11 to 1441 and encodes 476 amino acids. Gene Ontology annotation, molecular function: fructose-2,6-bisphosphate 2-phosphatase activity; 6-phosphofructo-2-kinase activity; ATP binding. The record is from RefSeq and is a predicted model, not a curated record. The transcript has 14 exons. NCBI's taxonomy places the organism in Eukaryota, Metazoa, Chordata, Actinopteri, Carangiformes, Carangidae.
CACAGGCCUCAUGGCUCUCACCAUUAAUGCGUCAGCAGAGCAGAAAAAACUCACACAGACUCCUCUGCUCAAGAUCUGGGUGCCAUGGAUGGGCUGCAACUUGAACCGCAGGAGGGGAUCCUCGGUGCCUCAGUUCUGUAACUCUCCUACGAUGAUUGUGAUGGUGGGUCUGCCAGCCAGAGGGAAGACGUACAUCUCCAAGAAGCUCACUCGCUACCUGAACUGGAUUGGAGUUCCUACAAAAAUGUUUAAUGUGGGCCAGUACCGAAGGGAGGCUGUCAAGAUCUAUAAGAACUUUGAGUUCUUCAAACCUGAUAAUGAGGAGGCCAUGAGAAUCCGCAAGGCCUGUGCAUCAGCCGCUCUCAAAGACGUCACUACCUACUUCACAAAGGAGCAGGGACAAGUAGCCGUAUUUGAUGCUACCAACACCACCAGGGAGAGGAGGGCAGUUAUUAUGGCUUUUGCAAAGGAGAAAGGCUACAAGGUGUUCUUUGUGGAAUCAAUCUGUGAUGACCCAGAGAUCGUUGCAGAGAAUAUCAAGCAAGUCAAGUUUGGGAGUCCAGAUUAUGUGGAUCAUGACAUCAAUGAAGCCAUGGAUGACUUUGUCCAGCGCAUCGAGUGUUACAGGGCCAGUUACAUGCCUAUAGAUGAUGAAAGAGACAGGAAGCUCUCCUACAUCAAGAUCUUUGACGUGGGCAGUAGAUACCUGGUCAACCGGGUCCAGGACCACAUUCAGAGCAGGAUAGUAUACUACCUCAUGAACAUCCACGUCACACCAAGAUCAAUCUAUCUGAGCCGCCACGGAGAGAGUGAACUCAACCUUUUAGGUCGCAUUGGUGGAGAUUCAGGCCUCUCCCCUAGAGGACAGAAGUAUGCUAAUGCCUUGGCAGCCUUCAUCAAGGGUCAGAAUAUUAAAGACCUGAAGGUGUGGACCAGCCACAUGAAGAGGACCAUCCAGACGGCAGAGGCUCUGGGAGUCCAGUAUGAACAGUGGAAGGCUCUCAAUGAGAUAGAUGCUGGUGUAUGUGAGGAGCUAUCCUAUGAGGAGAUUCAGGAGAAUUUCCCAGAGGAGUUUGCACUGAGAGACCAGGACAAGUAUCGUUAUCGUUACCCCAAGGGUGAGUCCUAUGAGGACCUCGUCCAUCGUCUAGAGCCAGUCAUCAUGGAGCUGGAACGACAGGAAAAUGUUCUGGUCGUCUGCCAUCAAGCUAUAAUGCGCUGCCUGCUUGCCUACUUCUUAGACAAACCUGCAGAUGCAUUGCCUUAUCUAAGAUGCCCCCUUCACACAGUGCUAAAACUCACUCCAAUAGCCUACGGGUGUAAGAUUGAGUCAUUUUUCCUCAAUAUUGAAGCAGUCAACACUCACAGAGAGAGGCCAGCGAAUGUCGACAUCAACAGAAACCCGGACGAAGCUCUGCAGACUGUUCCUGACCACAUAUAAAUUAUGUUUUGUGAGAAAAGGACUGAUUCGCUUCACUAAAAAAACAGAGAUACAGUCCAGUUAGAGGUUGAUUGUGUGACAGCAGAAAUCAGGGGUACCUCAAAGCAGAAGGAAGACGGGAUGAUAGAAAUGGGAUUCAACCCUGCAGUGACUGGAAGGGACAUCAUAGCCUAUAACUGGUACUGGAGAUUCUGUUUUCAACAUGUAUGUGAAAUGUUUCUGUCUUAUCUGACUAGAAUUUGCUUUUCUCAGUAUUUUCAAAGUGUCACAUUGUUUACAAAUGAGGUUGGGAGAAGUAGUGCACUGUGUACUGAGACUGAGAGAAAAACACGUAAAAAGAUGUAGGGAGUUUGACAUUAUAACUUUGGACUUAAUGCACAUAUAACUGUUAUACAGAUAACAUCAUUUGUUGUUGACAAUCUAAUUAUUUGGGUGGGAAUCAGCACCAUGGACAGCACCCAGACAAACAAAACCGUUUUGUUGAAGAUUUGGACUGUAUUGUUUGUAAUGUAGAAAAGACGCCGAAAUUCAGGAGGUGUGAAUAAAAAA